AGUUGCAGUUAGCCAUGGCUUCCAAUGCAGCUCUGGCUUCCACAAGAAUCCCCACCAUCACCAGGCUUCCCUCCAAGACCUCCCCCUCCCUCUCUUUCCCUUCCCAAUGCGCCACCAAGAGAUUGGACAUAGCAGAAUUCUCCGGGCUCCGAUCCAGCGGGAGUGUCACCUAUGCCAAGUAUGUCAGGGACUCGUCCUUCUUCGAUGCUGUGUCUGCCCAAUUUACUCCCAAGGCUGCAGGUGCUGUAACAGGCCCUGUUAAGGUAGAGACUGUUGCCAAAUUGAAGGUAGCAAUCAACGGAUUUGGACGUAUUGGUCGGAAUUUUCUUCGAUGCUGGCACGGCCGCGAAGACUCCCCACUCGAAGUCAUCGUCGUCAAUGACAGUGGCGGUGUCAAGAACGCUUCUCACUUGCUCAAGUAUGAUUCGAUGUUGGGUACCUUCAAAGCCGAUGUUAAGAUUGUCGAUAACGAGACAAUCAGUGUUGACGGAAAGCUGAUUAAGGUUGUUUCCAGCCGUGACCCUCUCAAGCUUCCGUGGGCUGAACUAGGCAUCGACAUUGUUAUCGAGGGAACUGGGGUGUUCGUGGACGGGCCUGGUGCGGGCAAGCACAUCCAAGCCGGUGCCAAGAAAGUCAUCAUCACUGCACCCGCAAAAGGUGCCGAUAUUCCGACAUAUGUUAUUGGUGUUAACGAGAAGGACUAUGACCAUGACGUUGCCAACAUCGUCAGCAAUGCAUCUUGCACCACCAACUGCUUGGCUCCAUUCGUGAAGGUCAUGGACGAAGAAUUCACUAUCGUGAAGGGGACAAUGACUACAACUCACUCCUACACCGGUGACCAGAGGCUAUUGGAUGCUUCACACCGGGACUUGAGGAGGGCUAGAGCUGCAGCAUUGAACAUAGUCCCGACAAGCACCGGUGCCGCCAAGGCUGUGUCGUUGGUCCUGCCCCAGCUCAAGGGCAAGCUCAACGGCAUAGCGCUUCGUGUCCCAACCCCUAACGUCUCCGUUGUUGACCUUGUGGUCAACGUUGCCAAGAAGGGCAUGACGGCCGAGGACGUAAAUGCCGCUUUCCGGAAAGCUGCCGACGGUCCAUUGAACGGAAUCUUGGCCGUUUGCGACGAGCCGCUCGUGUCGGUUGACUUUAGGUGCUCUGAUGUCUCGUCCACUAUCGACUCGUCGUUGACGAUGGUGAUGGGCGAUGACAUGAUUAAGGUUGUCGCUUGGUACGACAACGAAUGGGGAUACAGCCAACGUGUCGUUGAUUUGGCGCAUCUAGUGGCGAGCAAAUGGCCCGGGGCUGCAUCGACGGGAAGCGGAGAUCCGUUGGAGGAUUUCUGCAAGACGAACCCGGCUGAAGAGGAGUGCAAAGUUUACGAAGCUUGAUUUUUUUUUUUGUUUCACAAAUCAUAAUAUUUUCUUCUCUUCGGAGGUUGCCAAAAAUGACGUCCAUCGUUUGGUGAUUUGUUUUGUAUAAUUAAGCAUUCAAACGACCAUAAAAAUUUAUAUUAAAUUUAUAUUUCAUGCCGA
This is a messenger RNA of Cynara cardunculus var. scolymus (artichoke), 1529 nucleotides long. Its product is annotated as glyceraldehyde-3-phosphate dehydrogenase B, chloroplastic. Gene Ontology annotation, cellular component: chloroplast. The transcript is spliced from 9 exons. Lineage: Eukaryota; Viridiplantae; Streptophyta; Magnoliopsida; Asterales; Asteraceae. Gene Ontology annotation, molecular function: NAD binding; glyceraldehyde-3-phosphate dehydrogenase (NAD+) (phosphorylating) activity; NADP binding. Bases 15 to 1385 code for a protein of 456 amino acids. The record is from RefSeq and is a predicted model, not a curated record. Gene Ontology annotation, biological process: glucose metabolic process.